CAGGACCAUCAGGGCCCGAGCGAGGACUCCCAGGCUGCCAUCGGCUCAAUCGGCACGUGCAGACCUCAGCUGAAGUGCGCACUUUGCUGAGAGCUGUCGAGCGCUGUGUGCAGUUGUUUGCUGAAUAAACUUCAGGUGCCGUGGUGAAGGCGUGAUUCUCGAGGACCCAGCUUUCACUUUAUAUAUAUUCUGGCAUUUGUAACGAUUUGUACUGAUUUGAAAGUAUGAAUAAAAAUAACCUUGAAGACCCAUAUGAUGCCUGUUGCCUGGGAUGCAGGGAGAAAGACAUCAAAACUCUAGAGCAACGGAUUGAUGAUCUGCAGCGAGAACUGGCUGUAAAAAGUAAUGUGAUUAUAAACUUGCAAUGUGCCUCCGCUAUUCCUAGAGGUGAGGCUUUGGACACUUUAGCACAUGGCACCAAGGACGACCUACCUAAACCCAGGAGACGUGACAGCCAGCGUCCAGCAGCAUUUCAUUUAUCAGAGGACCCAACAGCAGUUUUAACAAGAGAGAGAGACUGUAAGUUAACAGCUGAAAACAGUCAGCUGAAUGAACGGAUAAAUAAGUUUCAAGAUGAGCAAAAGCAAUUCAAAUCCAUCAUUGAACAGCAAGAGCAGGAACUGAGAAUGCUCAGGAAGCAGCUCGAUGUUGGGCUCUACAGACAUGACCAGCAGCAAUGUCAUCACCCGGACGUAAAGGUGAACAGGAAGAUGGCUGAUCCAUUCUCAUUGAAGGCUGGUCCUUCAGCAAAGACUGAUCAUCUCACAAACGAGUAUGAACUUCCACCUUCCCCUUUAAAUAAAAUAAAAUGGGUGCAUUAUAACAAACCUUUCCUUACAUAGCACAAAUCUCCUCUAGUGAUAUUGCAACAUCAAUAUUUUUCUUCAUAUGCAAUAGCGUCAAACCUUUAUGUCAAAUAUUUGAGUUUUGUUUAUCAGAUGUAGCAAAUUUUAGUUGUACGUUUUAAGUCUCGAUCUCGCUCUCUCUCACCUGGGACUGUGUUCUUUAAAGUUGUAAAUGAAUCCCAGCACACAAGAAUUGCACACUCACUCAUGGCACGAAGACAAAAAUAACGGGUCACUGUUGGUUGUAUUCAGUGAUUUUUUUUCUCCUACUCCCCAUCUUGGCUGGUUUCACCAGUUAAGCACAAAGAUAAGGGGAUCCGUGACUCUCACCCAGCCCAUGAUAAUACAGUCUUAGUUAUUUAUUAAUCACUCACACUCACUAGUUAAAUGAAGAUGUAUUGUUCAGUUGGUGUAAAGAUGUUAUCAACACAACCAAUUAAGGGCUGGGAGUGCUGUUUAAUGGUGCUUGAUUUGAAGAUAUUUAAUUUGUUGGUGCAAUUGCAUUUAGAAAAUUGUGUGCGGUAGUAGGCAACUGAAUGUCUAAUGGUCAUUGGGGCAAAUAAGCCAACACUUGUCUGUAGUAGAUUGUGUUGCCAUGUGGCACAUUUGACUGUUGGAGGUGGGAUGGAGAUUGUGUUUCAGAUUACAUUAUUGCAUUAAAGGAAAUUCAAAGUAGGGAGAUGGAUAAUUCUGAAAAUUGGAAGUUAUGAAGAGUACCGAACUACUAUUUUUCACUGAAGAUGAUUCAUGAUACGUGAUCCAGAUUUUCCACAUGCUCAGAGAUGUAAAUAUGGACAACUAUCUGUUUGAACAGGAUUGAAAGCUAAAGUGAUAAAAAUAAACUGAAGUCUAAUCAAA
Messenger RNA from Callorhinchus milii (elephant shark), 1703 nucleotides. RefSeq lists its product as uncharacterized. Bases 225 to 842 code for a protein of 205 amino acids. The record is from RefSeq and is a predicted model, not a curated record. NCBI's taxonomy places the organism in Eukaryota, Metazoa, Chordata, Chondrichthyes, Chimaeriformes, Callorhinchidae. The transcript has 6 exons.